Symsagittifera roscoffensis is the source of this 735-nucleotide messenger RNA. RefSeq lists its product as uncharacterized. The coding region runs from base 41 to 352 and encodes 103 amino acids. Lineage: Eukaryota; Metazoa; Xenacoelomorpha; Acoela; Convolutidae. The record is from RefSeq and is a predicted model, not a curated record. The transcript is spliced from 3 exons.
ACAUCGAGAGAAUGCAUUUUUAGAUUUGUUUGACUGAAUCAUGAACUUCGGUGGUUCAGCUAGCAGUGGCUCCGGCUCCUCACCUCAGAACGCGGAGAGCAUUAUCCAGCAAACGCAGAUGGCUCUACAGAUGCAACAGGUACAGAGUCUUCUGCAGGCGGCGGGGGAGAAGUGUAUCUACCCGAAGUGCGUGAGUAGACCUGGAAAGUACCUGGGAGGGGGAGAGGAGACGUGUCUGAGGAAUUGUAUCGACCGGUACUUGGAUGCGUACAAAAUAGUGGCCAGUACCUAUGUGAACAGAAUGAAGAGCGAAGGGGGAUCAGGAGGUACUCCCAGUGGAAGUUUGUUUUGAACCUAAAUCUGAAAACUCUUCCUUUCUCGUCACAGGAGCAGACAAAAGAAGAGAGCUGUAUGGUACCCAGACAUUGUUAUCGCCAUUGUUUGUUUGUUGAAUAUGAGUUUACGCCCAUCAAACAUUCAAAUAGUUUAUUAAAGCAAGUUUUGUAAAAUAUAAUUAACUUGCUAAGUUUUCAAAAGUUGCUGAAAUUCAACCACAAAAUUCAAAAACAAUUGCUCGAUAAAGGAAAGUUUGCUUUCUGAAAGCAAUUUUCAUGACUAUUAGGCGUUUAAUGGUAUCAAAUCCUCGCGAAAAAGAAUUGCCAUUAAGAAAUUUGUUUGAUUUUUUUUUUGGCAAAAAAUAACGGUGGUAUAUAAACAAGCCGAAGUAUCAACCAG